AUGUCAUCAAUCAUCACUUCCAUCAAGGACCUUGUCGCCUCGGUACUUGAAGUGAUAGUCUCCGUGUUUCACAACGCCUUCGAUGUGACCUCUGGGCUGCUCAUAGCUAUUGUCAACUCUUUCAUCGGCACCCUCAGGAUGGCGCUGCGUGCUGUAGGAAAUAUAUUUGAAGCUGCAGGUGGCUUAGGCAAGUUUAUUGCUAGUAAUAUUAUUGUCAUUGCAAUCAUCGCCGGCGGUGCAUAUGGAUAUCUGCGAUACCAAAGUCGACAAGGACGCCCUAUUAAGGUUGGAGACAAGAAGUUGAAUUAG
Penicillium arizonense is the source of this 309-nucleotide messenger RNA. RefSeq lists its product as uncharacterized. The coding region runs from base 1 to 309 and encodes 102 amino acids. The record is from RefSeq and is a predicted model, not a curated record. The transcript is spliced from 2 exons. NCBI's taxonomy places the organism in Eukaryota, Fungi, Ascomycota, Eurotiomycetes, Eurotiales, Aspergillaceae.